GUUACCCUUAAAGUAUUGGCCUAGACUUGUUUCUGAAAGCCAUUUUUUGUCUCUAUCGACCUUUGAUAGAGGCUCCCCGGAUUUUGUCGCGAUGGGCGCCCAGCAGUCGUCCACUAAGAGCCCUACAUCGAGCGAAAAUUCACCCAAGAAAACAGAUUACUAUGAGUUAUUAGGCCUCGAUCAUCAAGCCACUGAUGACGAAAUCAAGAAGGCGUACAGAAAGAAAGCUCUAGAGUUACACCCGGAUCGUAACUAUGGUGACGUGGAAAACGCCACACAGAAAUUUGCUGAAGUUCAAUCUGCCUACGAAGUCCUCUCUGACCCCCAGGAGCGAGCCUGGUACGACUCUCACCGCGACGCUAUACUACGUGGUAGCGACCCGGCCGAUACCGAUGCGACUCCUGAAUAUCAUAAUGUUCGCCUGACUACCGCCGACGAAAUCUAUAAGUUAAUUGGUAGAUUUAAUAAGACCGUACCCCUCGACGACUCCCCCACUAGUUUCUUUACCAUUCUGCAAGACACAUUCGAUAGGAUAGCUCAAGCAGAAGAUGCAGCGGCUGAAUGGGACGGAUUGCCUUCCGACGAAUAUCCUCCUUUUGGUUCGUCUAAGGACGACGAAAGAGUUGCUAAGACAUUCUAUAGCAAAUGGGCCAAUUUUUCUACUAAGCUGAGCUUUGCCUGGAAAGAUAAAUGGCGAAUUUCUGACGCCCCCGAUCGGAGGGUACGCCGGCUCAUGGAAAAAGAGAAUAAAAAAUUCCGAGAAGACGCUGUACGCGAAUUCAACGAUGCGGUUCGAUCUUUAGUUGCUUUCGUUCGUAAGCGCGACCCCCGUUACGUCCCCAAUACCCAAUCCGAAGCCGAGAGACAGAGGAUCCUUCGCGACUCAGCCGCAGCACAAGCCGCGAGAUCGAGGGCUGCAAACCAACAGAAAAUGAACGAUCCAUUCGCCGUCCCCGAGUGGGCGCAAUCUCGGGGCGAUGAACUGCACCUUGGAGAAUUUUCCGAGACGGAAGAAGAAUCCGAGGUUGAACAAAUAGAAUGUGUAGUGUGCAACAAAACAUUCAAAAGUGAGAAGCAAUACGAAGCCCACGAGAAGAGCAAAAAGCAUUUGAAGGCCGUCCAGCAGCUUCAAAAGCAGAUGAAGAAGGAAAACAGAAACUUUGAUCUAAAUGGGCGUGCCUCGUCGGGAUCAACCCCAGAGGAACAGGAGAUAGAUAAUCACCACAAGGAUGAUGAGUCAAUCGCCACCGGGAACGACACGCUCGAUGCUACUCGCACAGCCAAUUCUAACGACGCCGAUGAUGUAUCUAAACCCCAUAUUGAAUCCACAAGCUCGAAGACCACAGCCGUUAAUUCCGACAGUGAGGAUGAAGACGAAGACGAUGAAUACGCUUCGAGGGAUGCUGUAGAAGCCCGGCUUGUGCCUGGGCGGCAAGAAACCUCGAACUCUCUGCAAGUCAACGAUGAAGACCUCCCCGAUAAUCACAUUGCUUCCGUCGAUGAUAUACCCCUUACGAGCCAAGAACCCAUGAAGAAAAUGGGCAAGGCCAAGGCCAAGAGAGAGAAAAAGGCCGCUCGCCUAGCUGCUUCGGAGCUGGAGGAUGAUUCUCCGAAGUGCACGGCUUGCAAUACCAUAUUCGAGUCAAGGACGCAGCUCUUCAAGCACUUGAAAAAUACAGGUCAUGCGGCUACAAAAGUCGUUGCAGCUUCUAAGCCUAAUAAAAAAAAGCGGUAGAUGCUUAUAGCCAGACCAUCCGGUGUUAUCUUGAUACUGUCGAACAAUCCCAUAAAGGCACCCAGUGGAAGCGUUACCUGAUCGUCUCCAUUUCCAAUUCAUAACGCCUCCCAAAGCAAAUAACCAUGAACUGGUCAAGUCCUCGGCUAGCCAGUUUUGCUUGCCUAUUCCUGUAUGCCCGUUCAUUCUUCCUGGGCUGUGUCGUCAUCUUCAUCGCUCAGGGUUUCAACUUCGUCAAUAGGCCCUCCCGAUUCUUGCAUUUGCGCAGUUGGGUCGUAAUCUGACACGUGAAUGAUGGCUUUGCCCUGGACGUGUUUGACGCUUCUUCGCCAAUCCCUCCAAUCCUCCUCGUCACGAAUUAGAAAGCCGAUGAGCAUGCUGGGAUCCAUCUCCUUGAUGUGUAGCCGCCGUAGCUUUCGCGUAUGGCAAGUAUCAAUUUCUUCUUGCGUAUACUCGUCGGGAUCUUCGUGAUAUGGCAAAACGGGUCGUGUAUAGUGUGGGUCAAGGUAGAAGAAAUGAAGACCUUGAACUCCAAUAAAAUAAUGCGAUGAGGAUGGACGUCCGC
Molecule: messenger RNA, 2300 nt
Organism: Hypoxylon trugodes
Lineage: Eukaryota; Fungi; Ascomycota; Sordariomycetes; Xylariales; Hypoxylaceae
Product: DnaJ-domain-containing protein
Exons: 5
Coding region: 92-1735 (547 amino acids)
Cellular component (GO): cytoplasm
Molecular function (GO): zinc ion binding; nucleic acid binding
Source: RefSeq, a predicted model, not a curated record